UCAUUUCAUUUUUUUUUUCGAGGCUAGCAUCCAAACAAAAGUCUAGGUGGUUGUUUUCGUGUAAUUUAAACCUAUCUAGCAUAAAACAUGCAACGUUACAAUCGUGACAAAGACUGAUCGGAGAACCAUUCCAAAAUGACUUAGCCUUGGACAGUUUUGCUAAGUUUUUAAAGGAUCUUGGCUUAUAUUAGCAUAGCAUCGGCUAACAGCUGCAUGUGAGUGUGCGCAGUUAGCCUGUAGCCGACCUACCUUCAAGAAUCAUACCUCUCUCGAAACUGACAAUCCGAACUGGUCCGGUGGGUUAAACUGGUGGAAAGAGUGGAAAAGCUAUCUACCAAAUCAAAUGUAGAGAGUUGAGUCGUCAGUUUAUUGAACGGCAGACAAUGGAACAAGACAACAACUCGGAGGAUGACUCUGUUGGCCCUCCAGAAGAUGAUGCACAACCUUCAUUUCCUCUCGGACUCUCGGACUCUGAGGCAGUGGAAGUAUUGUGGCAGGUUCGUGCGCAACGACGGCAGGCAGAGCCUGAUCUGCCGGACACAGUGACAUGUCUCACCACACCUGAAGGCAGCAUUGUCUACUUGGUUGGCACCGCCCACUUCAGUGAUAGCAGCAAGAUGGAUGUUGCCACUACGAUCCGAGCAGUCCAGCCAGACGUGGUGGUGGUGGAGCUAUGUCAAUACAGAGUGUCAAUGCUCAAGAUGGAUGAGAAAACGCUGCUAAAGGAAGCUAAAGACAUUAACCUAGAAAAGGUCCAGCAGGCCAUUAAACAGAAUGGAGUGAUGUCUGGCCUCAUGCAGAUACUGCUGCUCAAGGUCUCGGCUCACAUUACAGAACAGCUGGGCAUGGCCCCCGGAGGAGAGUUUAGAGAAGCCUUUAAAGAGGCAGGAAAAGUGCCCUUCUGUAAAUUUCACCUUGGGGAUCGGCCCAUCCCAGUAACAUUUAAACGUGCAAUUGCUGCUUUAAGUCUGUGGCAGAAGGCUCGACUGGCCUGGGGCCUGUGCUUCCUAUCUGACCCCAUCAGUAAAGAGGAUGUAGAGAAAUGUAAACAAAAGGAUCUUCUAGAGCAGACUAUGUCAGAGAUGAUUGGCGAGUUUCCAGCCCUCCACCGCACAAUUGUUGCAGAACGAGACAUCUACCUCACACAUACACUUAGACAGGCAGCACGCUUCGUGGAGCCACCUACUAGUGCUGAGAAAGUGCCUGCUGUUGUGGUUGGAGUGGUUGGGAUGGGUCAUGUCCCUGGCAUUGAGAGGAACUGGGAUAAGGAGCUCAAUAUUCAUGAGAUCAUGAGUGUGGCUCCUCCAUCUCUAUUUGGUCGUGUAUUACGCAACGUGUUCAAGGGAGCCAUGUGGGGGCUUUUUGGUUAUGCCUGUUUCCGUGCCAGCAAGGGAGUGGUCAGGGCGUUACACCCCCUACCCACUGUCCAAUCAUUGUUUGAAAAUAUACGAACACCUGCCGUUUGACCCUACUCUAAUUGGCACAGACUUUUCAACAGUGAGAUCUGGAUGUCAAACUGAACACCAAUAGCCUUAACUACAGGAUGGAAGUGGGGGAUAAGGGGAAGAUUAGAGCCAGACAUAUUCUCCAUUCCAUGUGAAGUGAACUGCAUUUUAUGGGUGGAAGCCUUUGACUUGCUCUCUGUCAUCUUCUCAACCCUCUGUCCAUUUGCUCUGUGUACCUGUGGAUGCAGAGUUUACUGCCAAAGAAAUUGGACCAUGCUUUCUUUCCCCUUUUCAUUUUUUCUCAUUCUUAAAGUUUGACUCUCUAGGUAAUUAGUUGUAGCAGGACACCCUCUCUCUGACAUGUUAUUACCUAACUUAAACUAAAUUAAUUGUAUUCUGUUGUGAUUAUUUGAUGGUUGGCUCCAGCCAUUGGGUGAUAGUGUAUUUUUCAGCUGGUGGAGUUAGGCAGUCCAGUAUUACAAUGCCCUCUAAGUCAACAUUUUAAUAUACAGCAUACUCUGGGCCAAAACCUGUAGUUCAUUCAGAAUGAAUAGUAAAGCCACCCAACCAUCAACCAAAUCACACAUAGUUACAUUCACUGAAUGUGUAAUUGUACGGUCUAUGGGAAAGUGUGGUUGCUUGGUUUUUGUAGUUUCUUGAUAAGCCCAUCAUAAACUUUGACCAUGUUAGCUAUCAAGUGCCUCUGACCUGGAAAGGGCUAAAAGUAAUAAAUACUGGUCAGAUUGAUGUUUUCUUUCUCCAUAUAGUCAUAAUAAAUGGGUACUUUUAAAUUCGGAGUCCUCUGUUUUAUACACGUCACCUCUCCACUUAUUAAUAGGUAAAAUAACCAAUCUUGCUAAUAGCUGGAAUGUACUGUCUAAGAACAAGUGAAACAAGUAUUUUUACAAGUAUUUAGACAAGUUACUGUUGUUGUUUAUGUGAUUGUUUUGUUUUGAAAGGAGGCUGUUUGAAUGAUUCACUUUUUAAACAAAAACGCAAAAGCAAUCAAUUCUGGUUAAUUCCAAUUUAAAUGCGUCUUAUUAAUAUUGCUUUUUUCACUCCUGAGUUCAUGGAAGUACAAUUCACAAAAUUGGUCAAACUAAAAAGUUCAAGCUAAUUUCUAAUAGUACUAUGUUUUUUUUAUAUUUGAUAAUACUUUAAAGUCAAAAUCAAGCUAUGAAUUGUAACCUUAUCUCCAUUAUUAAUCAUUAUCUGAAGCUGUUAGUCCUAAAUGACAAAUGAGACCAUCAAAUAUGAUUUGAUAAGAAUGUAAAUUUGACAUGCAAAUAGUAAGAAAAGCCAUCUCUUGCAUGGACCAAUUCUGGAAUUAUGCUUUAUAUAUAUAUAUAUAGGGGAAGGUGGAGGGUAUUUCUGCUGUUUGUUUGCUUAAAGCCUUAAACUGCUGCCUUUACCUGUUCUUCACAUUUUGAUUUUGUUUUUCCAUAUGUCGCUUAUUAUGUCUGUUAGGAUGACUGAUAAUGAAUUUCAGAGGUGUCAACCUGGUCACAUGGACAUUCUAAGCACAAUACUAAUGUUUGUGUGACUAUAAAAGUGUUGGGAGAAUGAGUCAUGCCAAAAAUUAUUUGUUCUUUUUACAUUGCCCUUAAUGGAAACCAACCCUUACAAAAAUCGAGAGUUCUUGGCAAAUGUGCCACAAAUUUACCACUUAAUAUUAUCACAUGCCAAUUUUCUUUGUGGCAAACUUGCAGCAAAAUUGUCCUAAGUUGCCAAAAAGUUUGUUACAGGUUCACCAGUAAUUGUGAAGAGAUCUGGCAAACAUUGCGAAACACAAGCUCAUUUGCAUGUGAAAAUAAUGAGUGUAAAAUUUGUGGCUAGUUUGCCAGAACUCUAGAUUUUAGAAAGGGAAUCGGUUUUGAACCAUGAAGAGGCUCAGAUUAAGAUGUGUUUAAAACUUUGCAUAUUAACCAUGUGUGUUUAUGUGAGAAAUUAGGAAAAAAAAGGUCUAAUGUAUUGGCAUGAUUUUUAAAUGUAGAUGGCCUAUUGUCAUAUACUCACAGUUUAAGCAAUCUGUACACAAUAUUGUGGUGGUUUGAAAUGUAUAAUAGCAUUUUGAGGUAUUUGUCAGUGGCCCUUGUGCAUAAUUAUAUUGAGUACUGAUAUCAGUAGAGCAACUCCCCUCUGCAUUUAACUUUCUUUUUAUUGGAUUGAUUAGAUGGAUUAUAACUUAAUGUAUUAAAAAAAAUGUAGAAGGACUAAAUGACCCCAUUCUUCCCCUACUCUAAUGUUGGUCUCAAAAUGCUGCUGUUUUCCUGUAAACUAAAAAAACAUUGGUCUUCCUGUGAACUUUAUGCAGUACUUCACUUGAUGUCAUAGAUACAAUGCAUAUUGUGAGAAAGGGCAUGGGCAAGAUAUACUUGAUACAUCAUUAUUGUACAUCCUUUAACUUUUCUGCUACAAAUGAAAUAGUUUCUAACCAUUGUUAACUAUGGAAAGGGGAAUAAAAUGAUCAUACAGUUGUCUUUUUGUCAUUGUCUACAUACAAAUGUUAAUUCUACUAAUCAA
Messenger RNA from Xyrauchen texanus (razorback sucker), 3968 nucleotides. Its product is annotated as traB domain-containing protein-like. Bases 384 to 1466 code for a protein of 360 amino acids. The transcript is spliced from 10 exons. The record is from RefSeq and is a predicted model, not a curated record. Lineage: Eukaryota; Metazoa; Chordata; Actinopteri; Cypriniformes; Catostomidae.